UCAUGUGGCGCGCAGUAAUCCUCUUACAACCAUUAACACACCAGAUGCAGAUGAUGCCAAUCAAUAGACCAUGCGGCGUGGAGAAAUGUAACGGCAGUCUUCCGUUUACAGUAUGCUUCACGAGUUCAGUUGUAGUUUACCUGGAUUAUUAUUUCUCUAAAUGUCUAUGAUUUACUGACAGAAACGGACAGUCAGGUGCGUGCUGGUUCUAUCAACUUUGGGAAGGGAACCAACAUAUGGGAUAUCAAGGUGCAGAGACCCAGACGGCUCUGGUAUUAUUGAAGCGUUAUUCCCCGUGGAUUAGGCCAGUUAUUCGACGGCAAAAUGCUUCCUCAAGAUAUAAGAGUGCAGAAACCCCAUCGGAUCUUGGAUUCGGCUCCACCGGUACCACCACGGCGUGGCAAGAACAGAGACGUUCCUCUUUCAACGCGUGGGCGGUCGGGCUCCGUACCUGAGCGCAAGGUGAACUGCGUCCUCGUCGGAGAUGGAGCAGUGGGGAAGACAAGUCUUAUCGUCAGCUACACCACAAAUGGUUAUCCGACAGAAUACAUUCCAACAGCUUUCGACAACUUUGCAGGUCAUUUAUCUAUGGUUGUGGUGGACGGAAAACCUGUGAGACUGCAACUCUGUGAUAUGGCUGGCCAGAAAUGGGGGAUGGAGGAUGACACUAUUAAUGACGAGCUGGACCGGAUCCGCCCUCUAUGCUACCACAAUGCCGACGUCUUCCUGCUCUGCUACAGUGUGGUGCGCCCCUCCUCCUUCCGCAACGCCACCGACCGCUGGGCGCCCGAGAUUCGCCAUCACUGCCCCGGAGCACCCAUGGUCCUGGUGGGGACCCAGCUGGACCUGAGGGAAGACGUCCAGGUGCUGGUCCAGCUGGCCAGGAAUCAGGAGCGGCCUGUGAGCACCGAGGAGGCCCAGCAGCUGGCGAAGGAUAUCGGGGCCGUGUCCUUUGUAGAGUGCUCGGGUCUGACCCAGAAGAAUCUGAAGGAGGUGUUUGACCAGGCCAUCUUGGCCAGCAUCCAGCCAGUGGAGAACGUUCAGAAGCUCCAGCAGAGGCAGAGCCUGAGGAAGAAGACCCCGGAUAAGAUCAAGAGUCUCUCUGAGACUUGGUGGAAGAAGCUGAGCUGUGUUGUUGUGGCAGGAGAGUGUGUGGGAGGAGAGUUUGAUUGAACCCGCAAGCAGCUGUUUAGGAUUUGACAUUUUUCUAAGCUUGUGUUUAGUCUUUAGUUUUUUU
This is a messenger RNA of Oncorhynchus keta (chum salmon), 1237 nucleotides long. Its product is annotated as rho-related GTP-binding protein RhoU-like. The coding region runs from base 325 to 1173 and encodes 282 amino acids. The transcript has 4 exons. Gene Ontology annotation, biological process: small GTPase-mediated signal transduction. Gene Ontology annotation, molecular function: GTPase activity; GTP binding. NCBI's taxonomy places the organism in Eukaryota, Metazoa, Chordata, Actinopteri, Salmoniformes, Salmonidae. The record is from RefSeq and is a predicted model, not a curated record.